AUGUCUGACACCGAAGAAAUGCUGAUAGCAACGCGAUCCCGAAGAUCAAAUGCUGGUAACAAGAUGCAAAAGUUGCUAGAGCAGGAGCGUGAAGAAAUGAAGGAGCGAACAGCAGUGCUAGAUGAUGAUGAAAUCAACCUUCUCUUUCAAGAAGAUGAGGAUGAUGAGGAAUUCACUGUAGAUAACAAGAGGAAAAGGGAUGAAGAUGAGGAGUUCUCGGAGUCUAAUGACGAGAGCGAGGAGGAGGAAGAUGAGGAAGCUGGAGAAAGAGAGCUACAGAGACAAGAAAAGAAGAAGCGCAAGUUGGCUCAGAAGAAAAAAGUUCCUGUAAUUAAGAAGCGUCAAAAAGAAGAGGCACCUUCCAAACCACAAUAUGAUCAACCAAGUGCUGAAAGCCUAUUACUUAAGACGCGACGUACUUCUAAGAGAUCUUCAGUCGUGGCAAAUAAACUCCAGGUUUAUGAGAAACUAUCUCAGGCGGAGAAGAAGCGCAAAGAGAUUCAGGAACGUAUACGUAAGCACAAACAGAAACAAGCAGAGGUGGAAAUAACUCAAGAGGAUCGUCUUAGAGAAGCUGAGGAAACGGAGAGAAUCAAUUUAUUAAGUCUAAACAAAUUUAAAGAGCAGGAAAUCUAUAAAAAGCAAACAAGGAUGGCCCUACACCAACGUAAGAAAAUGGACUUCAAACCUGGCGAAAUGGUUAUUCGGAUUCUUACCACAGACUGGCUGAUUAAUCCAUUGAUGGAGGUCGAAGAUAGAGAGUAUUGGGAACAGCAAUUGGCGAAAAGACACAAAAAGAAGAAGAAGUACACCAGAAGGAAAAAGGGUAAAACAGAAGGUGAAGAGGUUAAUAACGUAACUUCUGAAGAUGAUAAGGCCAUUAAUAAAUCAGAAAACGUCCACGAAAAAAAACCUAAUGGAAUCGAAAAUAGUCCUGAUGGUGAAAAUGUUUCAGAAUCUAGAAAUCUAACGCAAGAUGGCGCAUUACCGGAAAGCCAAAUAACUAUUACAGGGCAACAGCCGUCUGAACCUGUGAAAGAUGUUAUUACUUCGAUUGGCUCAACAAAAAAUGCUAUCCCAAAUCAUUUAGAGUCUCCAUCAGUAAAUUCACAGAUUGACGAGAGGAUAAAUAGUUCGGACACUGCUGGUACCGAGGGGAACUCGGCAACGGAAGGUACCAAUUCAAAAAAUACUAUUCAAGAAGAGAUCAAGGGGACCUGGGAGGAAAUUGACGGUGUUCAUACGGAAUAUGACAAAAUCCAGAGGCAACCCAAUUCGACUUCGGGUAAGGUGAUUACAUCCAUGGAGGAAUUGGAAGAAAUAGGAGAGAAAGAUCCUUUAUUAUCAUGCGAAUCCGAUGAUGUAAUUGGUGCCUCACCAUCAAAUGAAAAGUUGGAUGUUGAAGAUCGUCACCACGUGGAAUCAAAGAAGAGUACAUCUUUCACUGAAGGCUCAGAACAUCCGCCAAUAAAAUCGGAACACGAUGGCGACCAAAAUGUACAGAAGCAAGUUUCUUUUGCUUCACGAGAUGAAAUUGUGUUAAUUGAUGCAAAUGUUCCACCGGAUAGAAUUUCACCAGUAACCGAGCAUUCCGCGGACGCCGACCAUAUUAAAAGUGAAAUGGAAGAAACGCCCGAAACAGAUGACCCCGCAGAAGAAAAGGCGGUGGAAUUCUUAGAAGGACCACAGCAGUUAGUAGGAAGGAAUUUUGUUACUCUUUACACAUACCCCGAAGAAACACCAAUGGUUCAUGAUGUGCGCACGUAUUUGUUUGGUCCACAGUGGUCUCGGCCGCUGAACUCACGCUCACAAGAGGUGGAAUUGGUGGCAAAGAUUACAAAUAAUGAUAGAGGAAUGGCAUGGACCGACGUGAUAAACUCUCCUCUAAUACCCGACUAUAGCGUUCUUGAUAAGUUCUCUGGUUUUGGAGAAUAUGAUAAAACACCUUCGACCGAGGUUGUGGAGGAAACAAAUAAGGAGCUUGAGCUAGAUAUCAAAACCGAAGCACCUACUGGUGUCUUCUUUCCAAACGGUGUCAGAAAGAAAUGUCUCAUAACGAAUAGAGAAUGUCAGUAUUUCGACCCAAAGAAUGGGGUUCCAUAUGCUGACGUCGAGGCGUAUAAGACCAUUCAAGAACUACAAGACCCUAUUGGUGAAGAUGGGACAACGGAGUCACCACAUCCUAGGUUCAAGUGGUUUGGUUUUGCUCGGGGCGGCAUCUACCUCGACAUACAGCAGAGAGCUGCUAAUGGGGUACCUGAAGGAUUUUCAUAA
Messenger RNA from Lachancea fermentati, 2274 nucleotides. The record is from the annotation of a GenBank genome assembly. NCBI's taxonomy places the organism in Eukaryota, Fungi, Ascomycota, Saccharomycetes, Saccharomycetales, Saccharomycetaceae.